UUUUUUUUUAUUUAUUUAAGGUCACGGUGGCCUUAGCCAAGAAGAGAUUAUCAUCCAACAACCGUCGAAGUCAGAUCCGUUCAUGGUGAUCUUAGAGAUCAUCAGCCAACCACCGUCAAAGCCAAAUUCGGUGACUUCUCCUUAUCAAAGUAACAAAAAACGAUUUCUCCACGAAUCCUUCCAGCCUCAAUCGUCGAAGCAAAAUCCGCCAUUAGAUCAGGCUCCUGUUUCUUCGCCCACAUCCAAUCAGGCUCCCGUUUCUUCACCCACAUCAAAUCAAGCUCUAGAUUUUAGGUGGUGGUGGUCGUGAUGAUGGUUCCGGUCGAGGCUCCCUCCAUGCGUAGGCGGAGCCUUGUCUUGCUUGAUGUUUUUCCACUUUUAUUCAUCGAAGAGAGUUAAAUGACCUCAUGCCGGGCAGAAGGCAAUCAUCAUCCGAUUGCCAUGGUCACUAAUACUUUUGAUAGAAUCGUCUCUCCCAAAUGAGGGCAUUUUUGAAUAUAAAGGAUAAGUUGGAAAAUUUUCAAACAUUUAAGGUACAUUUCGUCAAUUUGCUAAUUAGUUUAAGAAAUUUACUAUAAAAAAUUUCGGUAAAAUACACUGCACUCCAUGACAGAAAUCUGAAAUUACAGUCCCUCGUAAUCUGUUUCUAUAAAACGCAUCCUAUCCGUAAAUUUGACAUUUUAAAGAUGGUCUAAACGGUCAUUUUCAUUACGUGGUGGUGUAUUGGUUCACACUUCACAGUCUGUUUAGCGAAAGCGUUCAGCUAAUCCCAUCUCGUCGCGCGAUGCAAGAAGCAAGCUGACCUUUUUUUAUUCAAUGAAAUUCGUGGGCUAAAAUGCGCCAUAUUUAUAGGCAUUGGAUGCUUCGGAGUCGUUGUUGGAAUUCGAGCAAAGCCAUACAGUGAGUGGGGUGAGGAGCAAAUCCAAAUUCGAGGGAUGAUGGAUUUAGGCUUCUGCUGCUGUUCAUGCCAGAAACGCACUUGAGUGUCUGUUGAUGCUUUUUCCCCCUUCUGGGUGAGAUCUCUCUCUUGGCGUUUUGCAAACCCUAGUUUCUCUUCUGGGCAGAGAGAUGUUCAAUCGUCUUUGACUGUUCCCGUGUCAGGAACAGUGUUUUCCUUUUUAUUAGUUUUUAUAUUCCUCUGCGCCUGAGAAUAUCAGUAAAAACUAGGUGAAACAGACGAUCCAUCAUGGACUGUCUCCUUUUUUUUAAUCCCAACUAUGUUUGCCAGCAAGCCUUCAUACUAGGAACUCAGGAAUCUUCUCUUUUGUACUACUCUCUUGCUGCUUCUUUUCGUUUUUCUUUCGGUUUCCUCUUUCAGGUAGAAAUGGGAAUGCAAAUCGUGUAAGAUUGUAGAAGAAUUUUAUGGGCUUCCACUUUAUCUGAAAUUCGAUCUGGACUUUAGGUUUUUCUACCCUGCUUUUUCUAUUGUGUAUGAUCUGAAGUUGGAGAGUAAACACUCUUCUCCACUGGUUCCUGCACCAGAGAGAUGGGUUGUGCUGCAUCGAGUAUUGACAACGAAAGGGUGCAAAGAUGCAAGGAGAGAAGAAGGUUGAUGAAGCAAUUAGUGGGGUUACGUGGGCAAUUCGCUGCUGCCCAGAUGGCUUAUUUGCAAUCUUUGAAGAAUACAGGGAUAACACUUCGACAAUUCACCGAAUCCGAGUUUCUGGAGCUCGAAAAUCCUCCCUUUCCAGUGGCAUUGCCUCCAUCACCCCCUCUUCCCUUGCCUCCAUCACCUCCACCUCCUCCCCCCUAUAGUCCCGACGAAGGGAAGGCCAAAGAUAAGCGGAGAGAGGAACUUGUCCAAGAAGAAUGUAUAGAAUUUGACGAAGAUAGCAGCUGUAUAACCCCGCCGCCGCCGCCUCCGGUUCUGAGAUCGUCUUGGGAUUUAUGGGACCCAUUUGAUCCUUCUUCUUCUUCUCCUCCACUCCGGCAGAAAAAGAAAGAACAGGUCCAGCAGGCUGAGGAGGAAGUGUGGGCAGAGACUAAUACAGAAUUUGAAGAAGAAUUGGGAGAGGAAGUUGUUGCUAAUGCCGUUUUGAACUCACUCCCAGAGAAGACCAUGUCGGUUGAACUGGCAGACGAUAAUUCUUCGACGAUGAGCGGGUAUACUAAAGACACGGCAGAUAUGCACAUGAUGAUAUCAAGGAACAAGAAGACAUUGGCUAGAAUUGUCAAGGAGCUGGAUGAUUAUUUUCUCAAAGCUUCGGCUUCUGGAAAGGAAAUAGCCGUUCUUCUGGAUACCAACAAAGGCGAUCUUCUUCGCCAUAACUUCGGAGAAAAUAACAGGAAGAGUUUCAAAUCUGCAAAGGUCUUCAGUGCUUUGUCUUGGAGUUGGUCUUCUAAAUCACUUCAUUCCAGUAGGGAAUCUAUUGAAAAUCCUGGUUCCAGUGAACCUUGCAACCCUGGUGGCCUUUGCAUCACACUGGACAAAUUAUAUGAAAAAGAGCAUAGGCUUUAUGAAGAAGUCAAGGAGGAUGAGAUGUCUAAAUUGGAGUAUGAGAGGAAAAUCUUGCUACUGUCAAAACAAGAAUCUGAGAAUCAAGAUUCUAUGAAGAUUGAGAGGACCCGAUCAAGUAUUGAAAGUUUGCAGUCCAGCAUCUUGUGUUUGUCACAAUCAAUAAGUAGGACUUGCUCAUCUAUAUUGCAACUCAGAGAUGAAGAGUUGCAUCUUCAGCUGGUUGACUUAUCUGCAGGGCUUAUGCACAUGUGGAGAACAAUGUGCGAAUGUCAUCAAGUUCAGAACCAUAUUGCUCAGCAGGUGAACCAUCUUACAGAUCAUUCAAGCAUGGAGCCCACCACCGAAUACCAUCGCCAAGCCACAGCCCAGCUUGAAACAGAGGUUAUUGCCUGGUAUAACAACUUCUGCAACCUCCUUAAAUCCCAGCAAGAUUAUAUAAGAGCACUUCAUGGUUGGGCCCAGCUCACCAACGAUCUUGUUGAUGACCAACAGCAGAAUGACCACUCAUUUGGUAUUCAAACCCUCUGUGAAGAAUGGCAGCUUGCCCUUGACAGGUUGCCUGAUAAGGUAGCCUCUGAGGCCAUUAAGAGCCUUGUGUCAGUCAUCCACUCCAUAGUCUUGCAGCAGGGUGAAGAAAGCAACUUGCAGAAAAAGUCUGACAGGCUUGAAAGAAGGUUCCAGAAGGUAUUGAACUCAAUGAAUGAAAUGGAGAAGAAGCUUGAGAGAAAUCCAACUGGUGAUUCAAUUUCUAGCUUGAGUCCUAAGCAUCCUUUAUCAGUCAAGCGUGCCAAAGCUGAGGCAUUCAAGAAAAAGGUAGAAGAAGAAAAGUCUAAACACCUUGAUGCAGUUCAGGCCAGUCGGGUCAUUACUCUGAAUAACCUACAAACAAGCCUCCUGAAUGUCUUCCAGGCAUUAACGGAAUUCUCAAGUGCGUGUGCUCAAGUAUUUGAGGCUGUCCACUGCUGUGCCAUAUCAACAGCUUGUCAUGAUGGCGUAUUGCAGUCACGAAGCUGAUGAACUGGGUUUUGAGUAUAUUCUUAAUGCUUCGUAAGAGCUUUCCAGAUCCCAAAAUAAGUGAUCCAAGCUGGAUGUACAGUUUAGGCUCCAGGGUUCUAUAGGCACCGUUUGGAAAUUCAAUAGAAUGUCUGGGUUAUGGCGGAAGCUAAUAUAGCUUGGAGGUUGAUGUGGAAACAAGCUACAAUCAGUUGAGAUGUUGGUCAAUUGAAAACGCCAAUGCGAAUGACAGCAGAAGUGGUUAUUUUGGAGGAGAGAAAUGUAAAAUUGAUUAAAGUUUUCUUUUUUUGUUAUUUUUUUUUGGUUUCACAACAAUUGCAGUGGCUGAAAUGUGGACCGCCCUUGAAGCCUAUAAAUUAGUGUUGCAAUCUCAAAGUGAACCCAUCAUCAUCACCAUCAUCGAAGGGGAUUCCGUGCUCGUGAUCAACAUCCUCCAAAGUCCCAAGGUGUCUCGAAGAUCCCAUGGAAGUGUCUUGGGAUUGCCGAGGAGUGUCAGCUUCUAGCCCAGAGGACCUCAGCUAAGAUGUCCUAUUCCCACACCCACAUACAAGUUUGCAGCAGACUGGUUGGCCUGCAAAGGAGAGGUUCGUCCUAUUUCUCAGGCUCUCAGUUAGGAGUUCUCCCUCCUCUGGGAGUUCAGUUUUAUUGCUUUUCUUGAUGCAGGGGGCCGUGCCCUUCCCCCGCUGGUUUUAGUUUUUGUUGUGUUCGUCUUGUAAUUCCCUGUAUUAUCAAAAAAAAUCAAUUAAAGUUUGGUAAUUGGCAGAAUUGAAUUUGAAGCAAUGUUUUCAAUCAUCA
Messenger RNA from Nelumbo nucifera (sacred lotus), 4267 nucleotides. RefSeq names its product protein ALTERED PHOSPHATE STARVATION RESPONSE 1-like. The record is from RefSeq and is a predicted model, not a curated record. NCBI's taxonomy places the organism in Eukaryota, Viridiplantae, Streptophyta, Magnoliopsida, Proteales, Nelumbonaceae.